AUGGCGGAGGAGAUCAGCCACCAGUCGGGGUACGUCAAGCUGAGGAAAGAGCAAGCGCCGGCUGAGGACAUUAAUCCCGGCGAGCUUAAUCUGCCCAUUGAUGUUCCUCAAUUGCACGCCCCCAAGUGCCGUGAAUGUGGACAGCCGCUACCAGAAAGCUAUCAAGCUCCUGCAGAUGAACCUUGGACUUCUGGGAUUUUCGAAUGUGCUCAAGAUCCUGAAAGUUGUCGGACAGGGUUAUUCUGCCCAUGUAUCUUGUUUGGGCGCAAUAUUGAACAACUGAGAGAGGAUACUCCAUGGACUGGGCCGUGCAUAUGCCAUGCUAUUUUCGUAGAGGGUGGACUUGCCUUGGCUGUGGGGACAGCAGCCCUGAAUGGUUUAAUAGUCCCAGGGACUAUAAGCCUUAUAACCGAGGGAUUGUUUUGCAGUUGGAUGAUGUGUGGAAUGUAUACUAGCUUAGUGAGACUGUCGCUGCAGAAGAAAUAUCAUCUCAAGAAUUCGCCUUGCGAUCCUCUCAUGGUGCACUGCUGCUUGCACUGGUGUGCCAUAUGCCAAGAGCACAGGGAACUGAAAGGCCGCCUAUCAGACGACACUCCAAUGCCGAUGACUGUAGUCAAUCCGCCUCCUGUCCAAGAAAUGAACGCCUCAGGUGACAGCCACCACUCGACACUACCACCAAGAGGAACGGCUAAUGGGGGGGAACAAGUUAAUGCAGAGAUGCAGGCUUUGUAG
Messenger RNA from Striga hermonthica, 732 nucleotides. The record is from the annotation of a GenBank genome assembly. NCBI's taxonomy places the organism in Eukaryota, Viridiplantae, Streptophyta, Magnoliopsida, Lamiales, Orobanchaceae.